Podarcis lilfordi (Lilford's wall lizard) is the source of this 28246-nucleotide messenger RNA. Lineage: Eukaryota; Metazoa; Chordata; Lepidosauria; Squamata; Lacertidae. The record is from the annotation of a GenBank genome assembly.
AUUACGUUUGUGUGUGAGCGCGCGCGCGGGUAAGACCGGCACUUACGCGUGCGCAGUAGCCAUAGGAGCCUGAAUAAACGGCCAAGAAACGCGGGCGGGCGCUUUUGUGUUUUAAGAAUCUGCUUUUUUGAGUCGUGUUUCGAACCUUUAGGAAAAGGGGGAAAACAGCUCUGAAGGGACGCUUUCUCCGCCUCCUCCUGAAAAAUCUCUUUCCAAAUGGCAGUAGGGAUGCAUUAAGUAUUCCUGAAAUUUGGAAUUGGGAAAGGGCAGUAGGUCAGUCACACCUUGUGACCUGGCUCAGUAUAAGAUGGCUUACCUAUAAAGAAGGGCCAUAGUUCAGUGGCAGAGAAGAGCUGCUGCCAGUCAGUGUAGACCAGCGUUUUUCAAACUUGGGUUCCAAACUUGUCCGACUACAAUUCUCAUCAUCCCCGACCACUAGUCCUGCUAGCUGGGGAUGAUGGGAAUUGUAGUCCGACAACAUCUGGGGAAACAAGUUUGAGAAACAAUGGUGUAGAUCAGAGCUUUCCAAACUGACAUGACACGUUAGCUUUUUGGCUGCAGUGUGUAGGUGUGUCCCACGAGCACUCCCCAUUCUCCUGGGGCUAGAAAGGAGUUAGUUUAACCUCCGGUUUGCUAGUAAAACUGAAUUACUGUGUUGCAAAAUAAUGUACAUCUAAAACGUGUGUCACCAAUAUGAAAAGUUUGGAAAGCCAAUGACCUGACUCAGUGUAAGAUAGUUUCCUAUGUUCCUAUGCUCCUCAAGGGAAAGGGCCAUAGUUCAUUGGCAGCACUUCUGCUUUCAUGUUUACUCAGAAACAGAGUUCACUGAGACUUAUUUGCAAGCAGAUUAUUGUAGGGCAGCCCCACACUGGGCAGAUUGCAGAUUAUAGUAGUCUAAUCUGAAAGUCACCACUGCAUGAAUAGCAGUACUGUAUUCAAAUAUUGUAAUAGAAUGAUAGAGUUGGAAGGGGGACCCUGAAGUUCAUCUAGUCCAACCCCCUGCAACAACUGUCCCUUAUGGGGAUUGAACCUGCAACCUUGGCGUUAUCAAGGUGAUGGGGGUUUGUGUGAAGUAUCGGUUCCAGUUUAAUCAACAAAAGCUUCUACUUGCUGUUAGUUUGAGAAAACAGUGUGAACAUUUUCCUUUCCAUUCCUGAUUAUGGUUCCACAUCAGAAUCAAAAGAGCACUAAAUAUAUAAAUAAAUGUGUCUUUAACUUAAGAGUUCUAAAUAUACUUCUAAUCCGUAAUACAAACACCUUUGUAAUCUUGAGGCCGAUAAGCAGGAAUGGUAGGUAAGAUAACAAUUGUUCCUUUAUCUCUGUGAGCUUUUCCGCUUUCAUUCUUGAAUGGGCUGUACUACACACAUAGAAACUCAAUUGCAAAUGUUUAAUUUUUUAAAUAAAUCCUGCUCCUGUGCUUUUAGCAGCCUAAAAUGAAACGGAAAGAUUUUGGCAUUGGUUUAUCUUCAUGUUUGAACAUAUGCUGCAGAUCAGGAGAGGUACCGGCAACGACAAGAGCAGCCAACAGAAUACAUUGCAGUACAGUGGUGCCCCGCAAGACGAAUGCCUCGCAAGACGGAAAACCCGCUAGACGAAAGGGUUUUCCGUUUUGGAGGUGCUUCGCAAAACGAAUUUCCUAUGUGCUUGCUUUGCAAGACGAAAAUGUCUUGUGAGUUCCUGCGGGUUUUUUUUUUCCUCCCCCCCCCUUUUUCCCAAGCCGCUAAACCGCUUAUCAGCUGAUGGCUAAGCCGCUUAACAGCUGAUCGCUAAGCCGCUUAUCAGCUGAUCGUUAAGCCGCUUAUCAGCUGAUCUUUAAGCCGCUUAUCAGCUGAUCCGCUAAGCCCGCUAAGCCGCUAAUACUGUAGCGCUAAUCCACUAAACCGCUAAUGGGCUUGCUUCGCAAGACGAAAAAACCCACAAGACGAAGAGACUCACGGAAUGGAUUCUUUUCGUCUUGCGAGGCACCACUGUAUGUCUGUGGUGCCCAUAAGAGCUCCAAUUUGCAAAUGUGCCCACAGGCCCCCAAAGGCAGGCAACUCUUGUCAUAAUGGUCAUGUUCUACCUCCACUGUAGGCCUCUGAAAACCAGUUGCCGGGAAUCACAAGUGGAGAAUGUGCAGUUGCACUCAGGUCCUGUUUGCAGGCUUCCCAGAAGCAUGUUAUUGUACAGAUGACGGUCCCUUGAUUUGAAAGGCUCAGGCAUUGGCUCAUGGGGGGAGGGGGAGUGCAGAGGCAGCAGCAGUGAUGUUGGGGGAGAUCUGGGUUACUGGCAGAGGCCUGCAGGUGUGUACUGCUGCCAAAACAGAGCUCCCCAGUCUGGUUUAAAGACACAGAACUAUAAGAGGGGUGAGCAGAAACAGCCUUGAAAGUUGAUAAACAACAGCUAUGUUGUUUUAUGUACUGUUUAGCUGAUUUCAAUGCUUACCACUUCUUUCCAUUCAUAUACAGUCAAACCUUGGCACUCGAAUGUGAUCUGUUCCGGAAGGACAUUCGAGUUCUGAAAGGUCCAAGUUCCAAGACGCGGCUUCUGAUUGGCCGACAGCUAGGCUUUUGCACAGUGGAAGCUGCGUCAGAUGUUCGUCUUCUGGGGAAUGUUCGAAAGCCGGAGCAUUUACUUCUGGGUUUUCGACGUUUGGAAGCCGAAAUGUUCGGCAACGGAGCGGUUCAAGAACCGAGGUUUGACUGUACUGUGAUAAUGACACAUGACAGACCUGUAACUCCUGUUUUAUUAUUGCUGUUAUUUAAUGCACUGUAAUUUAUCUAUCUCCUGUACACCACACACACAGAUCACCAGAUCCUCUGACCAUUGCAAUGUUUGUUAGCCUAACUUACCUCACAGGUUGUUGUGGGGAUAAAAUGGGAAGAGGGAAGAAGCAUGCAUGUAACCUUCAGCUAUUUGGAGGAAAGUGGAGAUAUACACAUUAAUAAUAAUAAAAAUAAAAAUAGUACAUUGCAUGUGGUUCUGGUCACCUCAUCUCAAAAAGGAUAGAGUGGACAAAGAAAGGUUGCAACAUUUGAGACUUUUUUGUUUAGAGAAAAAGUGAGUAAGAGGUUACAAGAUAGAAGUUUAUUACAUUAUGCAUAGAGUGGAGCAUGGGCGUAGCGAGAAUUUAUGUUUGGGGGGCAGAACCGAGCUACUUGUGAAGUCACUGGUCAGUUAGUUAAGUUUUUUUUAUUUAUUUAUGUGAUGGGGGGGGGGGGGGAGCUGCUCCACUGCCUAUGCCCAUGGAGUGGAGUAAGUGGACAGGAAAAAGUUUUUUCUCCCUCUCUCAUAACACUAGAACUCUGGGAAAUCCAAUGAAGCUGACAUUUGGAAGAUUCAGGACAGAUAAAAUGACUUCUUCAAGCAAUGCAUAGUUAAAAAAACUAUGGAACUCACUUCCACAGGAGGCAUGGAUGCCAUGAACCAAAUGGCUUCAAGAGGUUUAGACAAAUUCAUGGGGGAUAAGGUUAUUGAUACCCACUAGCCCAGAUGCCUAUGUUCUGCCUUGUGCUGGAAUCCUGCCUGCAGGCUUCCCACAGGUUGGUCACUAUGAGAACAGGAUGCUGUCCUAGAUGGGCCAUUGGCCUGAUCCAGCAGGUUCUGCCAAUGUCCUGAUGAUUUCUAUUUACAAAUCAUUAUUUAUAAAGGAAAUAUUUGUGAUUAUUUAUAAAGUUGCAUAUAAAUUAGCAUCUUUUUCUGCAAAUCUGCGCAAAAGCGGCCUGCUUUUUUUUAAAAAAAUGUUUUUAAGUAAAGAUUUAAAGGUACUGUAUAAGGAGCCGCUGCGAUCCUCAAAAACAGGACGCCUUCCCCAGCACGCGCUUCCAAAGCUCCUCCCUGGCGACUCUGAAAGAAGCCCGACCUCUUCCGUCUGCUUCUCCCAAGAUCCUCCCUUGGGGAGAAAGCGAGUGAGCGCGCCCUUUCUUGAUUCUCCACUCCUUGGUCUCUUGGGAGUUGUAGUUCCCUUGGAUUCCCCUUACCCAGUUCCGUGGGCGAGAGACGGCGGCUGCUCGGACUCCAACUCCCAGCAUGCACCCUUCCCCAAGGCUCCUUGCCCUCCUCCUUUCCCAGCUUCAUGCCUGGCGGCGACCCCGCCUCUUGCCUGCUCCGAGAUGGGGCGGGAAGAAGGGCGGGAAGGAGGCGGCUCCGUGUCAUUUCUUCGGCGGCGGUAGCUGCGAACGGUGUCAAGCUGGCGGCGGGCGGUAAGGGCCCUCUUUUCUUAAUCGGAUUUGGAUCAACCAACUUUUUUGGGGGGGGUUUAAUAUCCUCUAUGGGGAGAGAUAGGAAUAUAUCCCCCUCCCCAUGGAAAAUAAGGCCUCUGUGGAGAAACUGUAUGAACACCCCCCCCAAAGAUGGGGCGGGGGAGCCUGGGUCCCAUAGGGAUGAGGUGCCUCUGGAGCAGAUUGCAAAGAGCCCCAUAUAGUGACCGGGACCAUUUGUGGGGGAAAUGAAUGGAGCCCCGCUCCCUUUCCAGGGACAGUGGAAACUUACUUUCCUUCCCCAACCUGAUGCUCUCAAGAUGCGUCGGACUACAACUUCCAUCCGUCCCAGCAAGUGUGAUCAAUACUCAUGGAUAAUGGGAGUUGUAGUACUAGAUGCAAACUCUGCGGUAGAGCCAGAAUGCCUCUGGAAGCUGAGUUGGGGGACUGGGGCAUGGUAGCUUGUUUGGUAGAGCAUGCGAGUCUUAAUCUCAGGGACGUGGGUUCGAGUCCCAUGUCGGGCGAUUCCUGCAUCGCAGGAGGUUGGGCUAGAUGGCGGUCCUUUCCAACUCUACAAUUCUGUGGUUCCUGUUGUUGUUGAACUCGUGUCAGCCCCAGGCAGCAUGGUCAACGGUCAAGGAUGAUGGGAGAUGGAGUACAACAAAAUCUAGAGAGCCACACUGCCCCAUGGAUUGAAGUUAAUAUGGGGAGAAUGCAAACACACCAUUGGAAGGGGGUAGUUUGGGUUGCCCCUGUAGGGUUGGUAUAAAACGCAUAGAAGUACUUUUAUAAGAAUGCAGCGUCUAGACACAAUUCUUCCUCUCUUGUCCCUCUGUGCACAACCUGAAGGUAGUGAGCCUUGCACAAUUCUCUAUUUUGAACUUUUAACCACACGUGUUUCUGAAGUUAGGCACCACUGUUUUCAAUCGGGCUCACUUCUAAGAAAAGUGUGAGCAGGAUUUCUUCUGUGGAAGCUCAGCCGAGAUGGAGUAUGGAAAGGAGGAUCUUAUUUUCAAUGCUAUUUCCUUGUCUUUCUUCAUUAAAUUACCCGUGUUUAGCAUCCACCUCAAACAUGCAUGCAAUGCAGGGAUGUUGCGCUUGGACAAGCCCCUCUUCCAGGUUUGACAGUAUUUGGCAGGCAAAUUCCCCGACCAGUAUUUCAGCAUAUUUCUCAAUUGUUCACUGCUCACGCUGCUGCCAUGUUGGGCGAGAUCACCGAUCCAGGUGGUGUGGCAAUUUUACCUUUCAGCAGAGUCCUGAAGAAGGUUGCUGCAAUGGCAACUUCUUCACGCACAAAGCACGAGUCUUAAACUGCUUCAGAUACUGGAAGGGUUGCAUUAUCUUGCGUAAGCCUUUCCAUUCAUGCAGAUCCACAUGGGGAGGAUCUUUUCUGCCUCCCACUGCCAUGGAUGGAAGUUUGGUUGGUGGGUAAGUGGGAGAGGGCUUUCCCCACAGUGAUGCCUCAAAAGCUGGAACUGGACAUUUGCUGAGUUCCUUCCCUGAUGGCGUUUCAGCUCCAGUUUAAAACUUUUAUUUCAACGAGCCUCAGUGGAAGGGCUGCAGCUCGGUGGUAGAACACACACUUUCCAUGCAGAACGCCUUAGGAUCAAUCUCCAGUGGCAUCUCUAGGUAGGGCUGGGAGAGACCCCUGCCUGAAACCCAGGAGAGCCGCUGCUGGUCAGUGCAGACAGUCCUGAGCUAGAUGGACCAAUGGUCUGACUUAGCAUAAGAUAGCUUCCAAUGCACCUUUUAAAAUAUUUGGUUAUGCUCACUCCCAAUGUUUAUUAUGCGGUUGUAUUGGCUUUCUAUAUUUUUAUGUGUUAUAAGGGCAUAAGAAGGGCCUGCUGUGUCAGACCAGAUGCCUGUGGGAUGCUCACAAGCAGGACAUGAGCGCAGCCACUCUCUGCCUGCCUGCAGUUUCCAGCAACAGGCAUUCAGAGGCAUAGAAAAUGCAUUCAGAGGCAUAGAACAUAGCCUUUUUGGGUAUUAGCCAUCAAUACUGCUGGGAUAGCUCAGUUGGAAGAGCAUGAGACUCUUAAUCAUGGGUUCAAGCCCCCAAAAAUUCCUGCAUUCAAAGGGGCUGGAGCAGAUGACCCAUGUGGUCCCCCUCUCCUCCAUGAAUUUGACUAAUCCCCUUUUAAAGCCCUCCAAGCUGCUGACCAUCGCUACCUCCUGCUGUUUUAAGCAUAAGACCAAUUAUGGAUGUACACUGCCACCAGGAUCAGAGGCACGAUGCCAUCGAAUACUGGUUGCUAAGAUUGGGGAGAGUUGCUUUCUCACUUGUAGGUUUCUGAGAAGCAUCUGUUUGCCACAUAGGACUUUGUUUUGGUCCAGCCUGAAUACUUCUGAAGCUCUUUCACCAGUUCCAAGUUGCCUUGGGUGCUGUUACGCCACUGGAAGGCACAAUAUCAUUUAACGAUCAGUGACAGUAAUUUAAUUAAGGCGUUUGCUGCCACGAGGCGUAGCUAGCUGGCGGUUCUGUGGGCUCUGAUGAUAUCAAAACAGGGGUUUGCACAAUGACGUGGAACAUAGGAAGCUGCCAUAUCCUGAGCCAGGCUAUUUGUCCCUGUAGCCCAAUAUUGUCUACACUGACUGACAACAACUCCCCAGGGUUUCAGGUAGGGAGAGGACAUUCCCACAGCUACCUGGGUUUGAACCUGGCACUUUGUGCAUGCAAGGGAGAUGCUGUACCACUGAGCUACAGUCCUUCCAUAGAGGAGGAGAGGUUUAUUGAGGGCUAUUGCCUGUGAUGGCUAAACGGAACCUCCCUGUUUAGAGGCAGCAUAUCUGUAAAUGCCAGUUGUGACUUGGGGAUCGGGGAGGUGAGUGAAAUGAUUGUUGCCUUAAUGCUUUUCUUAUGAGCUGAGUUUGCAGAAAGAGGGGUUCUGCUUUAUUGAGGUGCUGGGAGGCCACAGAAGAUGUGAUGGGUUGUGUAGAGAUAGCACUUGCAUAGGCCUCUGCUUCAUGGAGCAGAGGAGAUGGUGGAGAGGCUUCCCUUCCAGACAAGUGGCAACCUCUGCUAAAUGCAAAACAGGCGAGAUUUCAAGGGAGCGGUUGAGGUUUCUGACUCACUGCAGGCAGCGGCUAGCUGGCAGAGCUCAUGGUAUGUGAGUGAAUUGUAUUCACCGCCCCCCCCACUGGGUGUGUUCAGUGUUGCCUUUUUCCUUUCACGGAAGUUUUAUGUUUCAGAGGAGUGUGGAAAACCCUCUUCCGAACUUGCGGCUUGCCAGAAGUAGCUUAGGGCAUCUCUGACGAAGGUAUUUUAGCAGCAGCAAUCUUUGCAGGAGACAUUUUAACUGGAUUCUUCCCCCUGUUCCCUAGCUCCCCUGAAAAUUGUCAAGCAGACACAGCCAAUAUGUUUGGACCCAUAACCUGAAAUGUUGCAAUGAAUAAAGUCUAAGGGUGCGGAUUUGAACUUGGGUCCCCCCAGUUCUUGCCUGAUGUUCUGGUAACUACUACACAAUAUUAGCUUUAUUUCUGCUGUUCUUGAGCAACCUUUCUUACCUGCUAGCAGCUGCAACAGUGCCAGUCCUUGCACACAGCUGCUCUAGGCAGCAGCAGCCCACAGGGAAGGCCUAACAACAAAUUCUGCAUUAUACUGCUUCUGAUUAUCUGGGGUAGGCAGCUUAGAUCUGGAAAUGAGCUUAAUAAGCAGGUGUGUGUGUGUGUGUGUGUGUGUGUGUGUGUAUGGAACAAUAGUUGUAUUAUUGUUAUUAUUAUUAAUUACAUAUAUUCAUCGGUUUUUCAAAAGAUGCCAAAAGUGUUUUCUUAAAACUAACAUAAACAUUAUAACAAAUUAACCUCAGAAGAUGGAAUCAGGAUGGCUUUAACAGUUUGGAGAACUGGGUCAAAAUUAACCAAAUGAAUUUCAAAAGGGACAAAUGUAAAGCUCUGCAUUUAGGCAGGGAUAAUCAGAUGCACAAAUAUAGGAUGGGUGAUACCUGGCUUGCCAGCAAUACAUGUGAAAAGCAUCUAGGGUAGACCACAAGCUUAGCAUGAGUCAGCAGUGUGAUGCAGCAGCAAAGUAAGCUAAUGCAGUUCUAGGCUUCAUCAACAAAGGUACAGGAACCAGAUCGAGGGAACUUACAGAACCACUCCAUGCUGUAUGAGAAGACCGAGAGGUGAUAUGAUACCUGAAAAGCUGCCACAUGGAUGAUGGAGCAAGCAUGUUUUCUGCUGCUUUGGAGUGUAGGACCCAAACCAAUAGAUUCAAAUUGCAAGAAAGGAGAUUCUAACUCAACAUUAGCAAGAACGUUCUGACAACAAGAGCUGUUUGACAGUGGAACCAAGUCUCUUGGAAGGUAGUGGACUCUGCUUCAUUGGAGGUUUUUAAAGAGAGGUUGAAUGGCCACCGGUCAGGGAUUCUUGAGCUGUAAUUCCAGCAUAGCUGGGGGGUGGAAUAGAAGCCCCUUGGGGCCCCUUCCUGCUCUACAAUUCCAUGAUUCUCUAAGCCAAAAUACUAACUGGUGAUGUCUUUUUUAUUUGCUUUAUGAAUGCCAUUUUAUUUACCUCAAUGCUGUUUGCUGCCGUAAUAUUUUUUCCUUAAUGUUGGCUGGGUAGAAAUAUUUUUUAUUUUUUAUUUGCAAAUAAAUAAAAAAUAAAAGUUCCCUUGUGUUUAAUUUCCUCCCAGCCUGUGCUCUUGCAGUGCUAAGAGCAGGUGGCCUAUUGAAUUACUUGGGCAGGAAAACAGAGGUUUUAAAGGUGAUGUUAAUUUAAUUGGCCUAUUUUUCAACCAGGCAGAUAAGAAGAUCAGAGAGGAGGCUGGUGUGGUCCUAACUCGACAGCUUGCAAACUGCUGAGUUCAGGGGAGAAAGAAAAAGGGUUCUUUUCACGUAGCAAAAGCGUUUCGUUGUGGGGGAACCUCAGGUUGAGUUGCCCAUGUGGCCCUCCAGACCCCUCUUUCUGGCCCUCUCCUGAGGAGGGGGAAAGGAGGGUUAGAAAGGAUAGAAACCUGAGUGAAAUAAUGGUUCCUCCUUGGAACUCGGCCUAGUGAGCCCUUUGUUGCCGUGGAGACCGGAUUGUUAUGAUCUCCUUGGGCCAGAGUGGAUGGGUUUUGUCCUCUAGAAGCCCUGCUUCCUUUUAGCCUCCUCCUGCCCUUGUUGGUUUGAAAGCUCAUGAAAGCCCAGAAGAAGAAGAAGCCAGGCUUGCAACAGAAGCCGCGGCCCUCGAGGAGCUGCCCCAGUUUGCUGGAUGCCACCCCCAGGCGGCCCAUAAUAUCUCGCAGAGUCUGCCCGCACAGGUGGGCUCCUCUGACCCGGCCUCGCGGGGCAGUGAGUGGUCCCGGCCGGCAAGAGCCAUGGAGGUGUGAACCCUCGCCUCAGGAAGUGCCUCUCCAGGAUCGGUUCGGCUCCGUGCACAUGGAUGGUGAGAAGCCAACGAGUGGGGCUCCUGUUUGCUGCACUAAUAAUGCACAGGUUGAUCUGUGGGGCAUCCGGUGUGUAUGUAUGUGGGGUUUCUAGCAUGCCAGAAUUUCAGUAGUCCUGGCAAGAGUAUUCGAUUUGUGCCACUUAAUACCAAGGCAGAAACACAAACACAUAUACACAAGGGUGUAUCUCUCUCUGUAUCUGUGCAUAUAUUACAUUUAUUUUGAGAUUUAAAUCCCACCUUUCCUGUGAGGAGCUCAAGGUGGCCUAGAUGGUUCUUCUCCCCAUUUUAUCUUCACAACAACUCUGUGAGGUCCUUCCUUCCUUCCUUCCUUCCUUCCUUCCUUCCUUCCUCUCUCUCUCUCUCUCUCUCUCUCUCUCUCUCUCUCUCUGUGGCCUAGAUGGUUCUUCUCCCCAUUUUAUCUUCACAACAACUCUGUGAGGUUCUUUCUUUCUUUCUUUGUUUCUCUCUCUCUCUCUCUCUCUCUUGGAGGCCUAGAUAGUUCUUCUCCCCAUUUUAUCUUCACAGCAACUCUGUGAGGUUAUUUCUCUCUCUCUCUCUCUCUCUCUCUCUCCCUCCCUCCCCCCCUCUCUCUGUGUUUGAAUCUUAAUCAAUCCAGGACUGGAGUGAGAAACUUAUGUGUCUCCUGCCACUUGUUGAUGGACUACAGCUCCCAUCAUCCCUGACCAUUGGCCAUGCUGGCUGGGGCUCAUGGGAGUUGGAGUCUAGGGCUGGGCGAUAUCAGGUUUUCAUGAUGUAUCACCAGCUAAACAUCACGAUAAAGUGAUACAUCACAAUCUUGAAAAGGAUGGAGCAUCAGCCACCGGCCCUGCGAGGCACCAGGGUGAAGCUGCUACCACCAUGCCCUCCACUGCCAGCGCCCAGCGAAGGGAGAAAGGAGGCGGUCUGCCUGCUUGGCCAGAGAAGAAAGUUAAGACACCAGCCGGCUGACAAGCCCCACCUGUAAUAUACCUCUGAGUCCAAAUACCGUUGUGAUCUGGCCCUCAAACUGGUCCUGGACAAUGUAUUGAUGCAUCGCCCAGGCCAAUUGGACUCCGCCAACAUCUGGAGGACCACGGGUUUUUCACCCCUGCCCUAGACUGAUUGAGGUCUUAGAAUCAUAGAAUUGUAGAGCUGGAAGGGACCCAAGGGUCAUCUAGUCCAACCCCCAGAAUUCAGGAAUCUCAACUGAAGCAUCCGUUACAGAUAGCCACCCAACCUCAGCCAAGUAUGUUAGAUCUGAUCUUCAGCUUAACAAAACUGAAGAGAGUAUGCUUGGUUAAUUUUACUCCUGCAUGAUUCUCAUUAUCUUUUCCCCCCGUGACAAAAAUUACUUGAGCUCAAAUAACUAGAUUAUUGUGGGUGGGGGAAUCAAUGUUCACUUCAUGUGGUUUAAAUGCUAUAUCCAAUCAAAGCUUUCCUUGGAAGCUGUUAUGGCUGAAAUACUUGUUAAUGUCCUGAGACAUGACAAUUCAACGGCACAAAUCGUUUUAACCUUAUUUACAUGCAAAGGUAAAAAAGCACUAGAAGCUGCUGACAUGCUAAUCUUAGCAUAUCCAAAGAAUUGUGUAUUUAUACCAGGGGUAGGCAACCUAAGGCCUGUGGGCCGGAUGCGGCCCAAUCACAUUCUAAAUCUGGCCCACAGACAGUCUGGGAAUCAGCGUAUUUUUACAUGAGUACUAUGUGUCCUUUUAUUUAAAAUGUAUCUCUGGGUUAUUUGUGGGGCAUAGGAAUCCGUUCAUUCCCCCUCCCCCAAAUAUAGUCCGGCCCACCACAUGGUCUGAGGGACGGUGGACUGAAAAAGGUUGCUGACCCCUGGUUUAUACCAUACCGUACAAUUAAAGCACAUGGAAUCUUGGGAACUGUGGUUUGUUAUGGUGUGCUGGGAAUUGUAGUUCAAUGAGGGAUAAACUACAGUUCCUUGGAUUCUUUGGGGGAAGCCAUGACUGUUGAAGUACUAUAAACGUGCUUUAAAUGUAUGGGGUGGGCAGGCCUUGCUAGCCUGGUUGUUGUUGUUGUGUGUUGACACCCAGCCCCCUUUCUCUCCUUUAUGCAGCUGGGGAUGCCAUGGGGGGAGCGAAGCCUGGCCCAGUGCAGAUUGUGCUGGUGCACAAAGACCAACACUCCUUUGAGCUGGACGAGAAGGCGCUGAGUCGUGUCCUCUUGGCUGAUGCUAUCCGGGACCUCGAUGUGGUGGUGGUGUCCGUGGCCGGUGCCUUCCGCAAAGGCAAAUCCUUCCUCUUGGACUUUCUGCUGCGUUAUAUGUACACACAGGUGAGCCAUCCCCCUGUUCACUGGUUCAUUGUCUGUUGCUAUUGUUAAAGCUCCUUUAUUAAUUUACAAAGCCCAGAACGACCUAGGGCCAGUGUACCUCAGGGAACACCUGAAUGAACCCUUACAGCCCAUCUCAGUCCUCGAGAUCAUUUACAGGAGUGUUGUUGACUGUUCUCCAAAUUGACGAGGGUCAUUUAACAAGGAAUCAAGCCUUUAGUGUCACCAGCUCAAUCCUGUGGAAUACUCUGCCAGUAGAGAUUCAGCAGGUGCCUUCUGUGCCAACUUUUAAAUGCCUACUGAAUACUUUCCUAAUCCCUCAGGCUUAUGCAGGCAAUUAAGAAUGCAUCUUUCCGCAAUACUUAGCUGACUUCUGAUUUUGACUUUUGAUAUGAUUUUUAGUGUGUGGUUUUAUGUACAAUUGUUGUACACUGCCUUGAUUUUUUUAAGAAACAAAUAGUAUAUAAAUAUUUUUUUUAUAAAUAAAAAAAUAAGCAUUGUUUUAAAAAAUGCACCUGGUGCUUAAGAGAGAAUUUUCACAAGUAAAACAAAAUGGACACAAGGCUCCUAUUUGCAAAGGGCCUACAUUCUGUUCAUCUUCAGUCCCCAAACUUUUGGUGGAACCAUGCAAUCGGGUUUUGUUUGGGCUUUUUUGCAUCAUGAUAACAGGCCACGUUAUCUGCUUUGUUUUAUUUAGCUAGAGAUAGAAUCAACCGUGGUUCUGCAGGUUUGUAAUAUGACUGGAAGCCUUUGUCAAAACUGAAAGCAGGAGCUGUUAUUCUCUUACAGGGGACACGUGGGAGCCUGAUGGCUCAUUCUUGUUGUACUACAGAGUUUCCUCAUUUGUGCUGUUUCCCUGUUGUUCCACAGAAAGAAGGGGGCAGCACCAAUUGGCUGGGCGACAAGGAUGAACCCCUGACGGGCUUUUCCUGGCGCGGUGGAUCUGACCCAGAUACCACUGGCAUCCAAAUCUGGAGCGAAGUUUUCAUUGUGGAGAAACCAAGUGGAAAGAAGGUACGGGGGCAGUUGAGAAGGAGUUGGAAUUUGAUUAAAACGGAAAGCGAAAACAUUUCUUCACCCCUCCAUGGCCACAGUAGGAAACCUCAGGACUGGGGGUCAAAUGUGGUCCUCUGCUGUGUUCUGGUCUGUUGCCGGAACCAUGGUGAAAGAGGCACAGUUGGUUGAAGGUUUUUGCACCAUGGACAGCUCCAAGUGAGCAACUUUCUCCAGCAAAGGGCCUCCUGCAGACUGCCUCCUCCAAGCUCCACCCCUUUGGGAGAACGUCAGAACCUUAAAGGGCCAACCCUGUGGUCUGAAGAUGGGAGCUCCUCCUUCAUGCCAUCUCCUCUCUCCUAGGGCACUUCUGACACGGCAGGACUUCUGGUUUGCAGUGGGAAACGUCUGGCUUUUUUUCUGGCUCAGGAGAAGGUGUCUGCAAGGGUCCAGGCUCUUUCCUUAUAGCAGUUUUAGAAAUUAGCCAGACUGUUUUCACACACUAAUACCCCAUCCUGUAGAAUUCUAUCAGUUAUAUUUUAUCUCCACAAUCAGAAUUUCAGAAACAAAAAUGCUUUUUCUGUGCAGCUUGAUCAGUGCCUUAAAGGCCCUAAUGGUCUGGGAAGUGUCUCUGGGAGCUCUUGCCCCAUCACUUCAGACCCCAUGCUCUCCCUAACUUCCACAGCCAGCUCUGAGCCCAGACCCAGCUCCCCAUCUGGUACCCCUGCAGCCUCUGACUCUGUGCCUAUUUCACAACACCCUCCAGUCCUUGCUGUCAGGUCCUCUGAACUCUUCCCCAGGCCACACUGCUGCCCCAGCCACCCCCACCCUUAAAAAAAUAAUAAUCCAGCAAGGACUGAGUAUGUUCAGAGACCACAGAAUGCCAGGGGGUGGGGAGAGUGGAAAACGGGGUGGGGUGGGGUGCAGGGAGCACUGGAGCAUCUCUUGAGCCUGAUGCUCUCACCUGUGCUUCCAGGUGGCGGUCGUGCUGAUGGACACCCAGGGAGCUUUUGACAGCCAGUCAACAGUCAAGGACUGCGCCACCAUCUUUGCUCUCAGCACCAUGACGAGUUCUGUUCAGGUGAGUGUCCCCUGUUUUUUGGUUGUCGUUUGACUAAGGUGUGGCAAGGGCUUUCGCCAUGGGCGUGUGAUGGGACUCACACCUCCUCAUCGAUUGGAGGGGAUCAAUCAAGACAGAAAAGCCAAAGCUGGGUUGUUUCUGGGAAGGCAGUCUGUGUCGCUAGGCCUCUCCUGGCCUUGGAAGUGUGUGUGUGUAAGUAAAUAUAUAUAUUCACCCAUCCAAUCAGGAAUCUGAGCUUGGGAGCCUUUUGGAGACCUGAGAGUGUUAUAUUUAAUUAUGUAUAUUUAAAUCCCGCCCCAGAAAGUGAAAGCUGGCAAAACAGAACAAGAUCUAAAAACGCGGUGAAAUUUUGUCCUGUUGUUUCCCUAUUCAUCCCUGGGCCCUGAAGAAAGCCUGGUCCAAGGUUUCCCAAACUUGGGUUUUCAGCUGUUUUUAGACUACAAAACCCAUCAUCCCUAGGUACCAGGACUAGCUGUCAGGGAUGAUAGGAGCUGUAGUUCAAAAAUGGCUGGAGACCCAAGUUUGGGAAGCCCUGGGCUAGUCUAAGUGAAAGCAUCUAGGAAUGUAGGGAGCUGCCUUAUGCUGAGUGAGGCCAUUGGUCCACCUUAUACUGAGCGAGGCCAUUGGCUGAGUGUUGCCUCCACUGACUGGGAAGCGGCUGUCCUGAGUUUCCGCCGGGGGUCUCUUCCAGCUCCACCUGGAGAUGCCAGGGAUUGAGGCUGGGACCUUCUGCCAGAUUAAAUCAGUUAAGGCAAUCUUGAAUGAGCCAUAAGAGUCUUUGUUGCAACAGGCUAAGGCGGCUGCCCUUCUGGAUUUUUUUCACCAUUGCAGCUGUCCCUUUCCCCCUUUUCAGAUCUACAACUUGUCUCAGAACAUCCAGGAAGAUGAUCUGCAGCAGCUACAGGUAGGUGAUAAGAAAAACAAGAAAAACAUUUCCCCUUGCAAUGCUCAUGGUGCUGUGCAGAACACAAAAGGGGAUACAGUUGUUGUGGUGGUGGUGGUUGCUAUAAUUCCUAUUUAUUUAUUUAUACUUACUGCUUGAUGCCAGGAUAGGCUUCUAAGUGGUUUCCAAGUAGAACAAGCUCUAGUUCUGCUUGCAGGUUACUGUGAUGAUAAUCUGGUUGGCCACUGUGAGAACAGGAUGCUGGUCUGAUCCAGCAGAGCUCUUUCUGUGUUCUUUAUACUUUCUGAGCUCAAGCCGUGAGAGACCCGGAAUCAGGGGCACACCUGUUGCUGCCCUUCCCUUAUCAGGGGUUCUCAAAGGGAGUGUGGCAGGAGAGAAUGGCAAGCGUGGCAGGAAGGUUCAAGGACCAUCAAAGAACACUUAAACAUUUCAGUGUAGUAUAGUAUGGUAUAGUCCCAGUACAGGAUAGUAAUAAUAAUAAUAAUAAAUUUUAUUUAUAUCCCGCCCUCCCCAGCUGAAGCCGGGCUCAGGGCGGCUAACAACAAUAAAACAGUACAAAAGUACAGCACAAACAACACUCUAAAAUCAUUCAUUAUAAAAUUAAUUAAUAGUACUGUAUCAAAAUAAUUUUUAUUUAUUUGCAGAAUAUGGAUAAAUUUUCAAAAUGAGAGCAAGAGCCUUGAGUGAUAUUGGUGUUGUUUCUUUUUGUUUUCCAAUGCAUUUCUUAUCAGUAGAAAAUUUGGUGUGGUGCAAGCAAUUUCUUUUUCUGAGAGUGUGGCCUGGGCAAAAAUUUUUUUGAGAACCGCUGCUUUAGCUCUUUAAACAAAAUUCAGCAUGUUUUUGAUUUCCUUUUGUAGCUCUUUACAGAGUAUGGACGCCUGGCCAUGGACGAGAGCUUCCUCAAACCAUUCCAGGUAUGCAUCUGAACAGAUGGGGCUGGGCCAGGAGGUGGGAGACACACAUACAGUCUUGGCUGGUGGGCCCUCACUUCCCGCAGUCCAUGCACACCCCAGAUUUGCAGUUUGCAGAUUUGUUACUCCACUGUACGGAAGCUUGAUGCAGAUUUCAAGGUUCAGUGGGGAGAAAUGGGCAGAGGGGUGGUUUUUUCAAAUCCCUGCUCAAUGACAAAGCUUAUUGGGCGACCUUGGAGCACUCACAGUCCUUCAGCCUAACCUUCCUCACUGGAUGUUCUGAGGAUUUUUUUUUUUCAGGCCUGGGUUGGGGAAAGGACAAUGCUCUGAGUUGCUUGCAAGGAACCGUGGAGUGCAAAGGGAGGUGGAUCAGUUUUGUAGAACUGAACUGAGUGGUGAAAUUGGAUUUUCUGCUUGUAUAUAUUUAGAGUUGAGUCACUCUCACUUGCCUGACAUAUUUCCGGUCCCCUCCAAACAUCCUUUUUAUGGUGCAUUUAUGGUCGGUUGUGUUCAUGAUGGUAUCUGGGCAGUUUGAUGCGGUCCUGCUUUCAAUCCUUUGUGUUUGCAGAAAAUUCUAGGUGGACGUAUUGCUUCAUUUCCCAUUGGUGCCUGCCCUAUUAGGUAAAGAGACCCCUGAUCAUUAGGUCCAGUCGUGGCCGACUCUGGGGUUGCGGCGCUCAUCUCGCUUUAUUGGCCGAGGGAGCCGGCAUACAGCUUCCGGGUCAUGUGGCCAGCAUGACUAAGCUGCUUCUGGCGAACCAGAGCAGCGCACGGAAGCGCUGUUUACCUUCCCGCUGGAGCGGUACCUAUUUAUCUACUUGCACUUUGACGUGCUUUCGAGCUGCUAGGUUGGCAGGAGCAGGGACCAAGCAAUGGGAGCUCACCCCGUCACAGGGAUUCGAACUGCCGACCUUCUGAUCGGCAAGUCCUAGGCUCUGUGGUUUAACCCACAGUGCCACCCGCGUCCCGCCUGCCCUAUUACUUCCCUGUAACUUUUCAUACCGCAAAUGUCCCAGGGUGGGUGGUGGUUGUUUUUUUACCCACCUUCAUUGCACUUCAAGGCAUGUAGACAGCCAAACCAGGAUGAAUGCUCCUUGUUGUUAAACUGCCAAACCCCCUAAACAAAUCAGAAGGAAUGCUCUAUAAAGAUACUGUCACAUGGCCUCUUCAGGCAUCCUUUCUAUGGCACAUUCGUGAUGGUUUUUGCUUCUGAUGGUGUCAGGGUGGUUAUGUGCAAAGAAUGCCUCCCUCCAGACAGCGGUAACACUGGGGAAGCCUCGCUGAACACCUAUUAAAAUGGAACAAUGCGUGGAUGGCCCAGUAUAAAACCCAUCAUGAAAGCACUAUUACUGCAUCAAUGAUAUGUUGCAGAAUACAGUGGUACCUCGGGUUACAGAUGCUUCAGGUUACAGACUCGGUUAACCCAGAAAUAGUACCUCAGGUUAAGAACUUUGCUUCAGGAUGAGAACAGAAAUCGCGCGGCGGCAGCGGGAGGCCCCAUUAGCUAAAGUGGUACCUCAGGUUAAAAACAGCUUCAGGUUAAGAACGGACCUCCAGAACAAGUUAAGUUCUUAACCUGAGGUACCACUGUACUGUACAUCCUCCCCCAAAAUAAACCCCCCGCCAGUCGGGGGGGGGGGCUUCCCAUUUCAUUCAGGGGAAGCAGAGCUUGCUCCCAUGGAGGGAGGUCUGUUUCUCUCAUGUCCUCUUCAUGAGCUUCUCAUUGGGGCAUCUGGCUGUUCUUUGCAUGAAGCAGGAUGCUGGACUAUCGAUGGACAGUCUCCUGACCCCUGGUUUACUGGGUUAGGUUCUCAAGGGGCCCUCCCAGCCACACCUGCCUCCCUGUCUUCUAGAACUGAGCCAAACUUACUCAGAAGAUCUGUUUUUGAGGGCCUUUCUCAGUCCUCCCGCCUCUCUCGCCCCAUGCAGACCCUGAUGUUCCUGGUCCGUGACUGGAGCUUCCCAUAUGAGUACCACUACGGCCUGGAAGGUGGCAUGCGUUUCUUGGACAAGCGUUUGCAGGUAAACAAACAAACCCAAAAGCAAUUGAACCUGUUGGAGAAGACCUGGCGGAGAGGAGGUUGUCAUGGCAUGGAAUUAUUAGGAAAAGUAACUACAGGACUAGAACCUCCGCUGGGUUUUUAUUUUAAAUGAAAGUUGACAAACUCAGGGAUACUACCACGUUGCAGCAUGCAAGCAUCCUUCUCCUUAACUUUGUCCAUUUCUAUUUCCUCCAAUUUGGAAAUUAACAUUGUUCUUAACUUGAAAUUCUUUUUGUGUAUUCUCUCGUCGUUAAAAAAAAGAAAAGUGUGAGAUGACAUAUGGUCCUUCCCACCACCAGGUGAAAUCUCACCAGCACGAGGAGAUCCAGCAUGUCCGGAAACACAUCCAUUCCUGCUUCACCAACGUCAACUGUUUCCUCCUGCCCCAUCCAGGCCUCAAAGUGGCCACCAGUCCGAAUUUUGAUGGGCGUCUGAAAGGUAUGGGCCCCAUGUUGUCCAAAGGCAAACUCAGCAAACCAGGAUUAGAAACUCUGCUUUGUUCCCGGUUUGCAGGGUGUGGAAGCAGCAGGUGAAAAGGCAAAACUGUGAUCUGGUGGGCGGGCAUUGUUGUGCACGAGCCCGAGGGAUCUGAAGGAUCUGUUCAUGUACCACCAAACCAUGGUUUGGUGCGACUAGCCCUUAUGUUGUCCCACAAACCAAUGGCUAAGCUUCCUUAACCAUGGUUUGGUGUGAUGCAAAUGUUUCAGAGGUACCCAAGGGAGUGCUUGUAUGUGCUUUUGUGGAGGGGAAUAUUUUAUAUACAGUGGUACCUCGGGUUACAUAUGCUUCAGGUUAUAUACGCUUCAGGUUACAGACUCCGCUAACCCAGAAAUAGUACCUUGGGUUAAGAACUUUGCUUCAGGAUGAGAACAGAAAUCGUGCUCCAGCAGUGCGGCAGCAGCAGGAGGCCCCAUUAGCUAAAGUGGUGCUUCAGGUUAAGAACAGACCUCCGGAACAAAUUAAGUACUUAACCUGAGGUACCACAGUAUAUGUAACUUUCCAACAAGGCUAUUGAAAUUCUGUGGCCUGUAUGCCAAUUGACGUGCUCUCUCAAAUUUGCAUAACUGAUUUUGCACACUUCCUUACUUUGCAUAAUUGUUUUGACUUCCACUAGUUUGCUUUGGGGCUCAGUUCAAGACACUUGCUUUGACCUUUAAAAGCCCUAAAGCGUUUAGGACCGGAAUAUCUCCAGAAUUGUUUUUGCCUAUAUAAAUGUCUUCGAGGUCCUGCUUUCAAGGUCCUGCUUUCAAGGUUCAGGUCCUUCCACUUAUCUGAGAUAAGCCACAGGGGGUACCUGGGAGAAAAAGUCUCCUGGUCUGUAUUUAGACAACCUCCAGAGAGAAAUGUGCUUGAUUUUAUUUAACUGGGUUUUUGGAGGAUUCUCAUUUGAUUAUUCUGCUUUCAUUUUUAAAUAGCUCAAAUUUUCCUGCAAUUGGUUGUCAUUUUAGGUUUUUAUCAUGUUGAUCUUUUUGUGUCAUGUACUUUUGUUUUGUUUUUGUUUUAAAAAACCCAGUAUAUUUAUCUGAAAUAAUUGUGAUUGGGAAGGUCAAGGAACUGUAUUGCUUUCCAGUUCAGCUGCUUCCCUGGCUUUGAACGCAAAUUUUCAAGAAUAGCUUUGCCAUCAGAAUCUCUGUGGACAGGAUACUUGAACUGAUGAUGCAUAAAUAAACAUAUUGAUUGUGUAAUGUGUGCUGUACUGUGUGCUGUAUACGUGUGCCGCUGGACAAGUUACUAUAGUUAUAUGUAGUUCUGGUAUAAUAAUAAUAAUAAUAAUAAUAAUAAUAAUAAUAAUAAUUUAUUUAUACCCCGCCUAUCUGGCUGGGCUUCCCCAGCCACUCUGGGCGGCUUCCAACCAAAUAUUAAAAUACAGUGGUACCUCGGGUUACAUACGCUUCAGGUUACAUACGCUUCAGGUUACGGACUCCGCUAACACAGAAAUAGUGCUUCAGGUUAAGAGCUUUGCUUCAGGAUGAGAACAGAAAUCGUGCUCCGGCAGCGCAGCAGCAGCAGGAGGCCCCAUUAGCUAAAGUGGUGCUUCAGGUUAAGAACAGUUUCAGGUUAAGAACAGACCUCCGGAAUGAAUUAAGUAUUUAACCUGAGCUACCACUGUACAGUAAUAUUUACAUGAAAACCAAUAGAAAUUAUUGGGAGGUCGAGAGAAAAAGAAUAGCUUUGCCAUCAUGAGGACUAGAAUUGUCAAUCUUCUUUUUUUAAAAAAAGAAAGUUGAUUUCCUCAGCUGCCAUUUGUGUACCUAGUGCUGUAUUUGGUGUGUUUUUUAUGUGGAAUCGCAGAAUUCCAGCUAUCCGCCAAUGAGAGCAGUUUCCUUCGAUUUUCUCCUACCCCCUGUCUAUCUCUUUUCCGGCAGACAUUGCAGAUGAGUUUAAAGAACAGCUGCAGACGCUCAUUCCGUUUGUGCUGGAUCCUAGCCAGCUCUUGGAGAAGGAGAUCAAUGGUUCCAAAGUGACCUGUCGGGGCUUGCUGGAGUACUUCAGGGUAUGCUUCGUUUCUUUCUCUCCCCCCACCCUUUAAGGCAGGGGUUGGGGAACCCUUGUGCCUGGGGAUGUCAUGGGACCCCAUCAGCUCCAGCCCACUCUGUGGUGCAGCCGCAUUUGGAAUUCUGUUUACGGUUCUGGUCGCCUCACCUCAAAGAGGAGUUGGAAAAGGUUCAGAAAAGGGCAGCCAGAAUGGAACAACUCCCCUAUGAGGAAAGGUUCCAGCGUUUGGGACUUUUUAGUUUAGAGCAAAGGCAGGUGAGAGGUAACAUGUCCGAAGUUUGUAAAAUGAUGCACGGCACAUUUAAUCGCUAGAACUCGUGAGCAUCCUGUGAAGCUGAAUGUUAAUGACAAUUCAGGACCGGUAAAUGAAAGGACUUAUUCACACAGUGCUUAGUUAAACUGUGGAACUCCUUGCCACAGGAGGCAGUGAUGGCCACCAACUUGGACGACUUCAAAAGAGGAUGAGACAAAUUCAUGAAGAGAAAGGACUAGCGAUGGCUACUAGCCAUGAUGGCUAUGCUCUGGCUCCGCAGUUGGAUGUGAGGACUGAGCAUGCUCCUGGGGCAUAGAAUGUUGACUGCCUGUUAAUGGAAAGAAAUAGAAAGCCAGAGGGGAAAUGGAAUGGAGUAUCCUGGGAGAGGGCAUGGCUGGCUAGAUCGCUGAGCAGGAUCACUCCACAAUGCGACAUUUUGUUGUAGGUGUCGCUUGUUUCUGGCAACUAGUACUUUUACCACCUAAGACUCUCUUGUUUUAUUCUUAAGUUACUGUAUUGAAUUGUUACUAGACAUUCCAGUGAAAGAACAAAAUAAGUUUGCCAGUCCCAGCUAUAAUAACUUUUCAGAGGUUGUAUCGCAAAUGUAUCCGCUAAGGCCGAUAGGUUUCUUUUUCUCAGUGCCUUUGGUCAGAAGACUGUCUACCCAUUCCUAACCAUCCAAACAGAGGAUCCGGCCAUUUGAAGGAGGAUGGUUUUAGGAAAACAUAGUCCCAGCAACAAAGCUAGAAUUCACUAUUAACUGCUCCAUUUGGAAAUAUCCUCUGUUUAAGUGACUCAGACAGAUUAAACACCACUCCUUCUCUGUUUGAUAGCAGUUUCACUGGCACCGGGUAUUCCAACAUCCUCCCAUGACUCCUUAGCAGCCUCCUGUAAUUCCAGCUUCAAGAUUCAGUCUGUUCUUUUGGAUCUCUGUUUGUUUGUUAACUAAUUGGUGUUGGUAUUCUUGUUACUGGCAAAUGACUGUAGCUGAACACUGUUGACCUUUCCUCCCUCUAGGCUUAUAUCAAGAUCUACCAGGGGGAAGACCUGCCUCAUCCCAAGUCCAUGUUGCUGGUGAGCUUUGCCUGGGGUAGCAAGAUACAGUCAGUAUAGACACUGCUGAGCUAGGUGGACCAUUGCAUCUGUGGGAAGAAGGGCACAUUGCUUCCUUUUUAAGGCCCUGGCUCACUGGGAGAGCACAUGCUCAGCAUGCAGAAGGUCCCAGGUUCGAUUCCCAGCGUCUCCGGGUAGAGCUGGGAAUAACGCCUCCUCUUUGGAACCCUGGAGAGCCACUGCUAGGCAUUAGCAAUCUAAAUGGAUCCAAUGAGUCUCACUCAGCAGAAGGCAGUUUCCCAUGUUAUUUCAGGGCUAGAUAGAUCCAGAGGGGCAAGCUGGAUAGAAGGCAGCUACACGAAGCAUGCCAAGGGGAGAAACUUGUUCAGAGGUCUUGCGUGGAGCUCAGCUGCCAUGCUCUCCACUGCCUCCCUCUGCGCCGCAUGCCUCCUGCAGUCUUAAGCACCUCCCUGUUUGUGAUGGGUGCUAGAUUGACUGUCCCACAGCACUUGCUGAUGCCAGUGUUUGAAAUUCGUCAGACGCGUUUUGCACCCGGCUAUCAGUCACUUGCGACCAACUUAAAGAUGCCCAGGCAGUAGGAGGCACAUGCCUGGGGAUCCUUGGGUCUUGCCUGUUUUCACACACUGACAACACAUCCUGUAGAAUUCUAUCCAUGGUAUUUUUUUCUGCACCACCAGAACGAAUUUCAGGAACCCAAAAGUUGUAUUGAAAAAUACGAUUUAAAAACUGUUUGGCCCUCAAAUGGUAACUAAACGUUCUGUUUUGGCGAUUGCAACCUUGGUUUAAGGAGACAUUUGCCAUCCAGCUUACAUAUCUGAGUUUCUAACACUGGCUGACACUGGUGCCAGGGCACUUGGUCAAGUGGGUAGUUUGCAGUCUGGGACAUAGAACUCACCUGCAAACAACUCAGCUUUUUUUCACCCCCUUUUUUAAAAAAAAGAAGCAAUGGAGUUUCUGGCCCUUAUGAUUGCAAAGGCAUGUUUGCUGAGCAUGUACCCCAGUUUGUGGGGAGGGCAUAAGAUUGCAGAAGUGGGAAAAAUGCCUUGUUGGGGGGGUGGAGGGGGGCACAGACGGUGGAACUGAUUACAUCCCUGUGCUCAUUUUACGAUCUUUGCUUUCAGGCUACUGCCGAAGCCAACAACCUGGCUGCUGUUGCUUCGGCCAAGGACAUGUAUUACACCAAUAUGGAGAAGGUGAGAACGGAGUUGGGGUUGGGGCAAUAAAACGGCAAGAAAUUCACAUUUUAAAGUGAUGACACAGAACAGUUAGAGAAGCUCCUCUUUAAACACUUCUCUGAACUGAAACAACUGAAACAGUUGAGACCAACAGGCCCAAAGAACAGAAAUACAACCAAGACAGCCCAUCAAGUUAUAAGGUAGUGGCAUUCACGUCUGAUAUUUCCUCCCCAAGGUAGGGCACAAUGACACUCUCUCUACAAAUGGAACUCCCUUAUCUCACCAGUUCCAAGCUAUAGUCUGACCUCUGAUGGGGCAGCUUCCUAGGACUGAGUUAAAAAGGAUGCUUAUAGCCAGUGGAGGUUGGUCUAUUAGGGUGAAUAGGGCACUGCCCCAUCUAUUUUAGUCCACCCUCAGCCAAUGCCAGGAUGUGGCAGUUUCUGUUAAGUUUUCUCCUCCUUAGUUCAGCGAUGCCCUUGCAGAAUUCAGCAGCAAAUAGGAUGGCGAGAUGCUAGAGUGAGUUGGUGCUGGCCGCCGUUGGCUCUGGCGCCACCUACUGUCAGGCUCCUUGCCUUCCACCCAGUGUGAGCACUAGCCAGCAUUGUUCUUAGCCUGCUUUGGAAGGUUGGCAGUGUUAACACCUGUAUCCCCUGUCCUGCCCCCCAGCUGUGUGGCGGCGACAAGCCAUACGUCGCGCCGGAUCUCCUGGAGGAGAAGCACCGCGUGCAGAGCGCCAUGGCCUUGAAGCACUUCCAGACCAUCAAAAAGAUGGGGGGCAAGGAGUUCAGCCAGCGCUAUGAGGAGGAGCUGGUGAGGGAGAUGAACAGCAUCUAUGAGGACCUCUGCAAGCACAACCAGAGCAAGAACAUCUUCAACACGUUCCGGACGCCUGCCGCCAUCUUCAGCCUCAUCAUCUCCCUCUACAUGGGCUCCAACUUCUCAAACUACAUCGGCCUCGGCUUUGUUGCCCAGCUCUGCACCUUUCUCGUAGGGAUCCUCCUCCUCUGCCUCCUGGCCUGGGGCUACAUCCGCUACUCAGGCCAGUACCGCGAGCUGGGCGUCAUCAUCGACACUACGGCCGAGUUCCUGCUGGAAAGGGUGAGUGGCGGCCUACAAAGCACCAGGUGGAUUAACUGUGGAAGCCCUAGGAAAUAGCCCCACAUGGACCUGCGCUUCCAUAUGUAGUAUUCUGUAUCGCAUGGCAUGCAGGGACCAACAGAAACACCCACCGUAAUGAAACGGUGCGAUGGCAGAGGCAAUAUGUCUCUGGAUCAGGGGCGUAGCCUGGGGAGGGCUGGGGGGUCGUGGUCCCGGGCGCAGAUUUUGGAAAGGGUGUGAGGGGGUGCAACCAGGCACCCCCCCAUGACAGGCUCCCUCAUUCACUGAGGCCGGGCCUUUGGGGCUGGGGCAGUGGCACCUCCUCCUUGCGGCUGGUAAAGGGAGGCCCUUGCGUGCCCCAACCCUAGGCUGGCUGAGGGCGAGGAAGGGGGAAGGGUGCUGCCACUGCUACCUACUGAGGCAAGAGGCUCUGGCAGCUGCCUCCUCCUUUGCGAACAGGAUGCCACAGCCCUCAGGUCUCUCCUCCUCACGAGGUGGAUUCAAGUCUCUUUCUCCCUCCCCUCGCUUUGCCUCACUCAUAGCAGGCUCAGACCGCUGCAGCUCAGUCGGCGAUGAGGGCUUGGGCUUGUGCGGCCACCUUUCGCUUUCUGGGCGCCAACAACCCACAUUACGCCACUGUUCUGGAUCCCAGUUGGUGGAAAACAUAGGCAGGGAGAGGAAUGUUAGAUCUGUCUCCUGCUUGUGAACUUCCCAGAGGUAUCUGGAUGGCCACUGUGCGAACAGGAUGGUGGACUGGAUAGGGCAGUGGCCUGAUGCAGCAGGACUGUUCUUAUGUUACUAACAGAAUAAUAUUAUUUAUAUGCCGCCCAUCGGACUGGGUUGCCGCAGCCACUCUGGGCAGCUCUCAACAAAAUAUUAAAAACACAAUAAAGCAUCAAAUAUUAAAAACUUCCCCAUAUGGGGCUGCCUUCAGGUGUCUUCUAAAAGUUGAAUAGUUCAUUUCUUUGCCGUCUGAUGGGAGGUGGGGAAGAGGAGAUCUGUUCAAAAGUGGGAUCUUGCUCUCAAUUCUGUUUUUUGCAGCACCUGGCCUCAAAUAAAUAUGAAAAGAAAAAAAUGGGGGAGGGAGGAGCAGGAAUCUCAGUUCCUCAGAAGGCAUUUGUGUGACUGAAUGCCACCUGUUACGUCUUUUGACGAUUCAAUGUUUUGAAUGUUAUUCCUGCAUUGAAGGGGGUUGGACCCCGUGAUCGUAUGACCUAACCAUUCUCCCCUCUCCCCAGGCCACCAACCGUACAAACAGUUCCACUCAGGUUGCGGAAACAAGCAGCUCGUCGUCGUCCUCCAGGCCUCCGUCGUCUAGGCCGAGACCUGAGGAUAAGAAAAGCAAGUGAGGUCUUAGCAGGAAAGAGAAAGCUACAAACUCGUGGCCAAAGCGACCGUCUCGCUGCAGCCUGCAAACCCGGGAAUCGCUUGCAGGGCUUCUAGAGAGCAACUCAGCCUCUGGUUCCGGAUAUUAUUUGCUCCCUUCACAUUUAAUAUUUCUUUCUUUUUUAAAAAAGGAACUGCUUCCCUUGCUCCCCUCCCUUUUAAUUUUUGUGCACUUUAAAAGAAAAAUCAGCUUUAACGUUCUGUACCAGUUCGUGCCUUGCCUGGGAGCUUUGGGGGGGGGACACCCCCCCAAACGUCAGGUGCUGAUCUUGUUCCUUCCACUACCCCCUUCUUAUCUCUUUCUGCAUAUUCUUCUUGGGGAUGGGAGGCAGCGGUUAUCUCCCUUCCCUAAAGAACCAGCUGCACCACUACCGGCAGCGAAACCUCCAGUGCUUCAGCUCAUUGCAGCCAUCUUGCUGGCGGGGCUUCUCCUUUGGGCAUCCUUUGCCCCAAAGUGGAAGAUGCGGAUUUUGUGGCCUGUGCCAGGGCCAAUCCGAAGCAACUUGUGCCUUUGUGACGCUGAACAAGCACCCUUGUGCCUGUGGCAGCGAAGGGACCCCUCCCUUAGUCCUGCUGUUGCCUUAGAAAACAGUAUUGGUAGGCUUCUUUCAGGGAAGAACUGAUUUAUUUAGCAUCCUGCAGGCGCUGAGACUGUGAUCUCUGUCCUUUUGCCCCCAAUUCCGAUCCUGCUUUCGCUCUCGUGCAGCCGUGAUGCGUUGUGAGGGCUGGGGGACCGAGUGUGUCCCUAUGCCAGGCUCCAGGCAGGCGUCUCUGUGGGAACAAAUCAGCUGUGUGCGCAGCCGAAUACCCAUGGCAAUGCUGAAUCCUCCGUUCAGAGGGUUGCAUCCAAUGCUAGUCCUACUCAGGAUAGACCCGCAAGACAUGACUAACUCAUUUAUUUCAGUAGGUCUACUCUUGAGUGGGAGUAGUAGGCUGCAACUCUCUGUGUACCGUAGAAGCUGGGGAUAGCCACCAAUGGUGCCUGCCAGAUGUUGAUGGACUACAACUCCCAUAAUCCCUGUCCAUUUUUCUUGCUGCCUUGGGCUGAUGCUGGUUGUACUUCUGUGAUAUCUGUACCCUGUUGGCUGCACUUGCUCUCGGCAGCGAUCUGGGAAUGUGCCUAGAUCAGCAACCUGCGACCCAUCAAGCCAAACAGCCAUGUGUGACAGCCUCUUAUGGGGUCGGGGGGCAGGUUGCCUGUUUGGCACUUCGGAAAAAAAAGUGUGUGUGUCAAGAUGCAAUCUCCAGUCUGUGGGCUGGGUCAGGCUUGGUUGGGCACAGAUUGUGCAAGUCUGCUCUGGAUAUUGACCUGUGAGUCAGGUGAAAUUUAUUCCAAGAAGGCUGGGAGCAGGCCUAGGAGAUCCAUCGCCUGGACUAGGGAAAGGAGGAUUGGCCAAGUGAGCUCACAGUCUUAAAGUCUUAUUUGAGGGUGGGUGGGGGGAAGAGGAAGCAGACUCCCAUUCUGCAUAAUGCUCAAAACAAAGCCCUUAACCCCACUAGCCUUCUCUCCCCACAAACAACGCCUGCCCCACCGUGUGACCGUUAGAAAGUUCAAGUCUGCUUGGAUGCCAGAAAUGUCUGGGCAGAGGGUCUGGUUCUUGUUUCGGUUCCAACGUCUCUCCCUUAUUCUUGUGCCACACCAAAAAAAUCAUUAUUAUUCUGCUCAAGGCUCUUAAUUACUCCUGCCUCUUCUCACAUUCCUGGUUUCCUCCUUUCCGCGCAGGUUUUAAUAGCUUUAUAAGGCCAGGGGUGGAGGCUCCCUUUUCGGCCUUGCCUUUUGCUGCUUUGCUGUCCCCUUUCCCCUUUGCAGCUGGAAUAAUAUCCUGAUCAAAAAGCACAAGACACUGACAGCUUCUAGGCCCACUGCAUUGCGGAGGGAGAAACUGGCACCACACGGCUUAAUAUUCAUUUCUGCUCUGCUUGUUGGGGUGGCCUCCCUUGCGUGGUCCCACUGACCUUUCCAUUCCAUAGCUUGCUUGUGUUUUUGGUGAACCAGGUGUGAGGGAACUUUGGCGCUCCCAUCAUCCCUGGCUAUUGACCGUGCUUGCAGGGGCUGAUGGGAGCUGUAGUUCAGCAACAAGGGUUCCCCCACACCUGUGGGACAGCUUUUCACGGUGCCCCUUUCCCAACGGCACAUGUUUCGUGUUAACGGUUUACAGCGUGUGUAUGCGUGCACACAUGGGGCGGGAGUUGAAACAUUUUUCCAAGGCUGUGAUGGCAGUGAAGUCAUCUGGGCGACUUUAGCUAGAGCUCCAGGUGGCUGUAACAUUCCACUUGUUCUAUUGCUCGUCGGCGGGUAACUUAACUCUUUCUCACUUGCGUAUAGGGGCACAUUUGCACGAUAACCUGGUUGCGGGGAAGGGAUGCGUGAGUCGUUCUUGGCCUCAUUGCUGUAACGGUUUGAAGAAAUGGGGUGUGGGCAACCUGUUUGCACCUGUGUCUUUUUGAAGGGUUACACCAGCAGCACAGAACAAGACGGGGCAACUCCUGUUAUCCGCUUUCUGCAACCAGGCCAUGAGUAGUGUUAGCCUGCAUUUAAAUCUCCCUCCUUUCACACUCUUUCCCCCUCUGUAUUGGAUGUAUCGUAUAGCAAGGGGGUGCCCCUCUCUGUGUUGCCGCGUACCAGUUGAAAUUGGCUUGCAGCUCAGAUUGGUUCGGAAAGGAAGAAGCUCUUUUCGGCUCCCUUUGGAACACACAGGUUCUACACAGAAGGGAGGGGAGUGUUCAAAUCGGGGACCUGCUGCUCCCCUGCCCCAAGAAAUAAUUCUGUUGAUAACUGCCCAUGUUAUGUGCUCAUACAGCCAGGUUGCGUGAUCAUUCCUUUCUCUUGUUGAGAGCAUUUCCUUGCCUCCUCGUCUUAAGAACUCCCUCUGUGAGCUUGUUAGUCAUUGUAUUAGAACUUUCAGCCGGGGACCAACGCUGUGGGGGAGGGAAUGUAGAUGCCAAAUCAUAUUUAUAAAGCGCAAAAAAGAAUUGCAUUCCACUUUGCAACUGCAAAAAUAAAGACCAAGAUACUGAAA